UGACAGCUGAUUUCUCUAUGAUUUUGACAAUUGCCAAAUCAGCCAGCCUCUCCCGUCUGCUGAAAAUUGUUAUAAAAUUCCAAUAACAACCAAUUUCUGAAUGAAUACUAAAUAAAACGCUAGUUUAUUGCAUAUGUGGCUGGACUCGAGUUGCUGCAAGCAGACUUGAUCGGCGAUAUGGCCACGUAUGAAGAGUUUAUUCAGCAGAAUGAAGAUAGAGAUGGAAUACGUUUCACGUGGAAUGUGUGGCCCUCGAGUAGAAUCGAGGCUACUAGACUGGUGGUACCACUGGCAUGUUUGUACCAGCCGCUGAAGGAAAGGCCAGAUUUGCCACCAAUUCAGUAUGAACCUGUGUUGUGUACAAGAAAUACAUGCAGAGCAAUCUUGAAUCCUAUGUGCCAGGUGGACUACAGAGCCAAAUUAUGGUCCUGCAACUUCUGUUUCCAAAGGAACCCUUUCCCUCCGCAAUAUUCGGCGAUUUCGGAGCAGCAUCAGCCUGCGGAGUUGAUCCCCAACUUCUCCACCAUAGAGUACACUAUAACUCGGGCCCAGACGAUGCCUCCCAUCUAUCUCCUCGUUGUGGACACUUGUUUGGAUGAGGAGGAACUCGGAGCCCUGAAGGACUCUCUCCAGACUUCCCUCAGUUUGAUGCCACAGAAUGCUCUUGUUGGAUUGAUCACAUUCGGUCGUAUGGUGCAGAUUCAUGAGCUUGGCACAGAAGGCAUAUCAAAAUGCUACGUCUUCAAAGGCACGAAAGACCUGACAGCGAAACAGAUUCAAGAGCAGUUGGCGAUCGGUCGUGUGAACGCUCCAAACCCACAGCAAAGACCAGGCGCCCCCGCACCGCAGCCACCAGCACACCGCUUCUUGCAACCUGUCAAAACAUGUGAUAUGGCAUUAACUGAUCUGCUUGGCGAACUUGGAAGGGACCCAUGGCCGUUAGGCGUAGGAAAGAGACCGCUACGUAGCAGUGGAGUUGCUCUCUCUUUGGCAGUUGGUCUCCUUGAAGUGACUUACCCUAACACUGGUGGUAGAAUCAUGCUGUUCCUCGGAGGACCGUGCUCCCAGGGCCCAGGUCAGGUGGUCAAUGAUGAGCUGAAGCAGCCCAUUCGUUCCCACCACGACAUUCACAAGGACAAUGCUAAGUACAUGAAGAAGGCUAUCAAACAUUAUGAAGCUCUGUCUCUGAGGGCGGCGACCAAUGGCCAUUCGAUUGAUAUUUACUCUUGUGCUUUGGAUCAGACUGGUCUUAUGGAGAUGAAGCAGUGUUGCAAUUCUACUGGUGGUCACAUGGUGAUGGGAGACUCGUUCAAUUCCUCGCUGUUCAAGCAGACAUUCCAGAGAGUCUUCGCCAAAGACCAACGGGGAGACUACAAGAUGGCCUUCAAUGGAACCUUGGAAGUCAAAUGCAGUAGGGAACUUAAAAUAUCGGGAGCGAUCGGUUCGUGCGUGUCGCUGAACGUGAAGGGCCCGUGCGUGUCGGACCAGGAGGUCGGCAUGGGCAACACCUGCCAGUGGAAGAUGUGCACCUUCACGCCCAGCACUACUAUGGCGAUAUUCUUUGAGGUCGUGAACCAACACGCCGCAGUGCCGCAGGGCGGGCGCGGCUGUGUGCAGUUCAUCACGCAGUACCAACACUCCAGCGGACAGCGACGCGUCAGAGUCACCACUAUUGCGCGCAAUUGGGGCGACGCAGCGGUGAGCCUGCACCAUAUAUCUGCAGGCUUCGACCAGGAAGCGGCCGCCGUAGUGAUGGCUCGUCUCGUGGUCUACCGCGCGGAACUAGAGGACGGGCCCGAUGUACUACGCUGGCUCGAUCGGAUGCUUAUCAGAUUGUGUCAGAAGUUCGGUGAAUACGGCAAGGACGACCCGAACAGUUUCCGUUUGUCGGAGAACUUCAGCCUGUACCCGCAGUUCAUGUACCACCUGCGACGCUCACAGUUCCUGCAAGUCUUCAACAACUCUCCUGAUGAAACCACUUUCUAUAGGCACAUGUUGAUGCGCGAGGAUCUAACACAGUCUCUCAUCAUGAUCCAGCCGAUCCUAUACUCGUACAGUUUCGGCGGUCCACCGGAGCCCGUCCUACUCGACACGUCUUCCAUCCAGCCCGACCGCAUCCUACUCAUGGAUACCUUCUUCCAAAUACUUAUUUAUCAUGGAGAGACAAUAGCGCAAUGGCGUGAGCUGCGCUACCAAGACAUGCCUGAGUACGAGAGCUUCGCGCAACUACUGCGGGCGCCCGUCGACGACGCGCAGGAGAUACUGCAGAGCAGGUUCCCCGUACCGCGCUACAUCGACACUGAACACGGUGGCUCACAGGCCCGGUUCCUCUUGUCGAAGGUCAACCCUUCACAGACCCAUAACAACAUGUACGCGUACGGAGGGGCGAUGCCGAUUCCAUCAGCGGUAGUGACUUUUAUUCCUUUUUUUUUAAUUGGUGUUGGCUUUCUAAUUCUGCGAUUUAAUUUGUCUAACAGAUCUGCUUUAGCUACUAAGCAGUUUUUUUCGGUCUACCAGACGAUCACUAGUCUAUUUUAAUUAUUUUUUUGCGGAUUUACUGUAGUAAAUUAUUAUUAUCUAUCAUAUUGAACGUUUAACUUCGAUAUUUAUGCAAAUAAAGUUUUAUUUAUUUUAAAAUAGACUAGUGAUCGUCAUCUUCUGCUUAUCUGCUUCCCUUGCAGGUUUUAAAUUUGAUAACGUGGAAAUGAAAUAUAUAAAAAAAAAAUUACUAUAUACAAAAAUUAAUGUUAUAUCGAACUUCUUUCCUUAUUGUUGUUGGUUGCGUUUAAUGCCUGCCAACGUUUGGACCUCGUAUCGAGCCGGUCAAUAGUUGUCCUACACAUUUUCUUUUUAUUUAAAUUUACAGCGACCCUUCUUUUUUUAAAUGGUUUUAGAACAAUUUCUUUUGCAUGUUUUGUGUGCGUUUUGAUGAAAAAUAAUAGCUUCUCUAUACUAACCAUAGGUUAAGAAUCUCAGGACGCGAAAGAUUAUUUUACUUUAUUUAUUAAUUAUAAAAAUAUUUUUUAAUAAUGUAAGGUGUUACUGUACUAAACGAUGAAAUAGAAUUAUUGAUUAUAAUUUAAUUUGAAAUGGCAAUAUUAUACUUACGUAGGUUAGUAUGGUAACACCUAACAAUAAUUAAUCGAUUAUUUUUCAGCUACGGUGUUACAGGUUAUUUUAAAUUCGAUAGAUAUUUUUUAAUCCUAACGACAAGUACAAUUUGGGUAUAUUACUGGGUCUUUGUUAAAUCUUUGUAGAUACAACCUUCCAAUAAGAUGACCAAUGUUUUAGUUGGUCUUAACAGAUAUGAAUUUAAGGGUAUUCCAAUAUAAUAACAAAUUAAAAUAUUUUUCCUAUAUUCCGGUGGUGGUAUUUAUCAUUAAAUUUAGUUAUUCAAACAACCUCUUUCCACAUUAACAGGACGGUGGCGCCCCCGUGCUGACAGACGACGUUUCGCUGCAAGUGUUUAUGGAACAUUUGAAGAAACUGGCUGUAUCGUCCACAGCCUAAAAACAAUAUGGAGUCUCACUUGCUUCAGAACUGAUUGCUAUUAGGUUCAAAGUCCUUUAUGCAUGUUUUAAGUUGUGUGCGAUUCCGCUGAGUGAAAGAACGCAAUAAUCAAGCGAAAAUAGACUUUAUGUACAGUGCAAUAACAGUUUACAUGGAAAGUAUAUUUUGCUUACAAGGCGGGGAAAUCGUGCAUGAAUUUGUCUGACUUUUAUAGUGUUAUGUAUCUAUCAUAAAGUUAUAUUAUGUAUGUACUGAUUGUCCCUUUAGUAGAUAGGGUAUUUGACCCAUUUAUAGUCCGGUUGCAUACUCGAAUAUACUAGGGAUAUGCUUGAUGAUAAAAUUACUGAACUUUUACCAUCACAGUAUUAUAUUCGAAGCCAGAGUACUUUGGACCUUAUCAUCUGGAGUUUCAGUCUUUUAUCUUAUGAUUUAGUAUAUAAUCUAAUGUUUAAAGUCUGCAUGUGUGUGAAGUCUAAUAGUAUCAGUUCUGAAAAUUAUAAUACGUCGCGUGGUUAUCCAAAUUGUUUUUCCAAUUAAGUUAAAAAUAAUUUUCUACUAUACAAUGUAAAUUAUAUGAAAUUAAAAUGUUUAUGAAAUU
This is a messenger RNA of Spodoptera frugiperda (fall armyworm), 4108 nucleotides long. RefSeq names its product protein transport protein Sec23A (gene Sec23). Gene Ontology annotation, molecular function: GTPase activator activity; zinc ion binding. The record is from RefSeq and is a predicted model, not a curated record. Bases 178 to 2538 code for a protein of 786 amino acids. NCBI's taxonomy places the organism in Eukaryota, Metazoa, Arthropoda, Insecta, Lepidoptera, Noctuidae. Gene Ontology annotation, biological process: intracellular protein transport; COPII-coated vesicle budding; COPII-coated vesicle cargo loading. The transcript has 13 exons. Gene Ontology annotation, cellular component: COPII vesicle coat; endoplasmic reticulum exit site.